UUUCCUCGGCCUUUGCCAGGGUCGUGCUGUGCGUGGACGAGGCCGGAUCGCGUGGGCCUGGGUUUCGGGGCUUCACCCACACACCUUUGGCCCUGCCCCGCGCCUCCUCAGCCCCCAGGGCCGGGCCUUCCCUCCGCCACUACAAACUGGUUCCUCUGCUUUGCUGGGUUCUGUUAGAACUAGUCCCUUUGACUCCCCGUUUCUGUUUGGUUCCCCCCGCCUCUGAGGUUUUGGUUUUCGGGGAGGGAGGAGGGGGUUUUCUUCCUCCAACUCGCACCAGGUUUCCUGCCCCCAAGGCGGGCUUGGGUGCCCCCUCUGGCAGGAAGUGGGGCCGGGCGCACCCGCGUGGCGGUGCAUGUGGUCGGGGUGCGCCGUUUCCCGCGCCUGCAGGGCCAGCGCCCCUCCCCCUCGCCCUAGCGCCUAGACUCGCCGGCCUACAACCGCCAGGCAGGGACACUGGCGGAGGCACCCUCAGUCUGGAGCAGAGGGCGCCAGGGUCUUAACCUGCUUCUUCUCAGUAAGCAGAGUUGCGGUCUGUAAGCAUUCCGCCAGAAACUGCUCCAUUUUACCAAGUUGCUGUGUGACCUUGGGCCAUUCCUGAGUCUUCUCUGAGCUGUUAAAAAAAAAAAGAAAAAGCUAACAAUGGACCUGCCAGGAGUUAUUCCUCUGGUUAUUCCUGCCUAGUUGCCUAAACAUCGAAGGGCCACUGUGUGUGCGGAGACAGGCUGGAGACUCACCAGAGCACAUCGGGCUUGUACCCUAAAUGUGGCUUCUGCAAGCCAGGCCUCCCUGGCGUGCAGGAGCAGGUGGAGAUGAGUGGUUUCUUGGUCUCCCUGGACGGGACUCUGUGCUCCUAAUUCAGUGUGGGCGUUGGGGGAGCAGGUGGUUCAAAGAGUCCCUAACGCAUCACAGCCAGUCCCCCUAACUGCCCCAUAGAGAAGGAGGAUGAGCGAGUCCAGCUCAAAGUCCAGCCAGCCCCUGGCCUCCAAGCAGGAGAAGGACGGGACUGAGAAGCGAGGCCGGGGCAGGCCGCGCAAGCAGCCUCCGGUGAGUCCUGGGCCGGCGCUGGUAGGGAGUCAGAAGGAGCCCAGUGAAGUGCCAACACCGAAGAGACCUCGGGGCCGACCAAAGGGAAGCAAAAAUAAGGGUGCCGCCAAGACACGGAAAACUGCCGCCGCUCCAGGGAGGAAACCGAGGGGCAGACCCAAGAAACUGGAGAAGGAGGAAGAGGAGGGCAUCUCCCAGGAGUCCUCGGAGGAGGAGCAGUGACCACGCGCAGUGCCGCCUGCUCCUUGGCCAUCACAGGAGCAGCUUCCCUGGGACCGGAAGCCCUGCUUCCAGCCCCCUCCCCACCCCCACUGCACACUACCGCACCAGCUGCAGGCUCUGCAGCACCCACGGGAGCAGGGUUUGGCUCAGUCCCUGUGCCCUCCUUCCCAACACACCUGCCCUCUCCCGACAAGGCUAACUUCCCACGUAGCCGCAGCCUGCCCUGCUGCGCACGGCCCUGGAGACGCUGCUCUCCGGGCUCUUUCUCUUGCAGGUCCCCUCUGCUCUGCUGUUCCUGGCUUCCUUGUGUAGGGUCCUGGGAGCAUUCCCUGGCCUUAAUGGGCCCCAGCCCCAUCUCAAUUCAGACAAACCCCAUUGGCUGACCUGGCCGCAGCAAGUGUGGUCCGUGCAGGGAUACAUAGAUCCCGGCUCGCCCCCACCCCUCACCGAACUGUCACCAGGUGGGUUUCUCAGUCACUUUUGCCCCACCUUACCUAGACCCUGCAUUAGGUUGGCUAGAGUCCCUUGGACUACAGGAAGUAGGACAUGAUGGCCCGCCCACCUUGUUCUCACCUGGGACCCAAUGCAGUGACAGAUGGGGUCACACCCAUCUCCAGGGUGAGGUCCUAUUCUCUGACAUUCACCUAAGGCAGUUGGGGCGCUAACUCACCUCCCCCACUUCCUCCAGUGGGGCACCAAGGAGCUAGCCUUGCCCCCCCCUUCUGCUCCUCCCUGCCCCCCAAGGUUCUGGUUCCAUCUUCUCCUCUGUUCACAAACUACCUCUGGACAGUUGUGUUGUUUUUUGUUCAAUGUUCAUUCUUAGACACCCACCAUUGCUGCUGCUACCAGCGCCAAAAGUUCAUCCUCCUGUUCUGCCUGCAUUCUCCCCGAGACACUAGGGGGAAGGGGGGCUGGGGUGCAGCAGGCUGGCUACCAACCACCCCACACCAGGGAUGAUGGGGCCCUGCCCCUUGGAUGCUGCAGCAGAGAGGAGGGGGGGCCCGUUUUGAUGGGAAAGGGGUGUAGGACCACCUCCCCUCGUUCUGUAGGGGAGGGAUGGUCAGUAUUUGGCCCAGCCUGGGGCUCCCCCUCUGAUUUCCUAUUUGCAGUUACUUGAAUAAAAAAACAGCCUUUUCUGGA
Molecule: messenger RNA, 2409 nt
Organism: Myodes glareolus (Bank vole)
Lineage: Eukaryota; Metazoa; Chordata; Mammalia; Rodentia; Cricetidae
Gene: Hmga1
Product: high mobility group AT-hook 1
Biological process (GO): regulation of DNA-templated transcription
Cellular component (GO): chromatin; nucleus
Molecular function (GO): DNA binding; transcription coregulator activity
Source: RefSeq, a predicted model, not a curated record